CGUUGCUGACUGUCGUCUUGUGUUCCCCUUCUAAGUUUAGAAUCCGGGGGAGGAGUAUAAACAGGAAGACUAGGAGGACACGGAAGCGGAAUAAAGCUGCCGUCUGUGUGUGCGAUUCUAAUAUGUGAUGGUGAAGGAGGGCAGAGGAGAGCACAUAGGGGUAUGAUUGGUCAUUAGAGCGGCUGACCAGGGCACACAGCAUGGCGGAAAAGUUUGAUAACCUGGAAGAACACCUGGAAAAGUUUGUAGAGAACAUCCGGCAGCUGGGGAUCAUAGUCAGUGAUUUCCAACCGAGCAGCCAGGCUGGCCUUAACCAGAAGCUGAAUUUUAUGAUUACCGGAUUGGCAGAUGUAGACAAGUGUCGGCAACAGCUUCAUGACAUCACUGUCCCCUUGGAAGUAUUUGAUUACAUUGACCAGGGCCGUAAUCCCCAACUGUACACCAAGGAGUGUUUGGAGAGAGCAUUAGCUAAAAAUGAGCAAGUGAAGGGUAAAAUUGAUACAAUGAAGAAAUUCAAAAGCCUACUAAUCCAAGAGCUCUCCAAAGUGUUUCCAGAAGACAUGGCAAAAUACAAGGCUGUCAGAGGCGAGGAUCAUCCAUCAUCUUAACAUGCCAAUCUGAAACCGGCAACAUAAUGAAGCCUUACUAAGAAUAUUUAUAUUAUGGACCUUACUGUUGUAACUUGUGAGAAAAUGCUAAGAACAGUUCUUGCGCAUAACUGUAAAUGGAUACAUGAUCCACCAAUGUUUCUCUGAUCAUUUUGUCUUCUCUAAGUAACGCUUAGAUCCACAAAACUUGGCAUCCAUAAACCCUCUAAUUGGCAACUGUAGUAUAUAUGCCAGUUCUUUAAAAAUGCAAAUUGUCUCUCUUCCUGUGCUGCAAUUUUUGUUUUAAUAUUGUUCUUUAAUGUUUGUAGUGUUCGGUAAUUUUGUGUUUCCUCCAGUGCCAUUUUUGUACAUUUUAUAUUUAUGAAACUAUCAUCGGGUAUUAUGAAUAAAUAUUAU
This is a messenger RNA of Rana temporaria (common frog), 1004 nucleotides long. It is a transcript of the gene MED10, whose product is annotated as mediator complex subunit 10. Gene Ontology annotation, molecular function: transcription coregulator activity. Gene Ontology annotation, biological process: positive regulation of transcription by RNA polymerase II. The coding region runs from base 201 to 608 and encodes 135 amino acids. The record is from RefSeq and is a predicted model, not a curated record. Gene Ontology annotation, cellular component: mediator complex; chromatin. The transcript is spliced from 4 exons. Lineage: Eukaryota; Metazoa; Chordata; Amphibia; Anura; Ranidae.